Bombus huntii is the source of this 872-nucleotide messenger RNA. RefSeq names its product dynein beta chain, ciliary-like. The record is from RefSeq and is a predicted model, not a curated record. Gene Ontology annotation, cellular component: dynein complex. Gene Ontology annotation, biological process: microtubule-based movement. Gene Ontology annotation, molecular function: dynein light intermediate chain binding; dynein intermediate chain binding; minus-end-directed microtubule motor activity. The transcript has 2 exons. Lineage: Eukaryota; Metazoa; Arthropoda; Insecta; Hymenoptera; Apidae. Bases 69 to 494 code for a protein of 141 amino acids.
CCGAGUUAACAAGCCCUGUAGACUUUUUAACAGACGUCGGUUGGGGAGGGAUUAAAUAUUUGAGCCAAAUGGAGGAUUUUCAAAAUUUAGAAAAAGACAUAGAAGGUGCUGCAAAACGAUGGAAGAAGUUUGUAGAAUCAGAUACGCCGGAACGAGAAAGUUUCCCACAAGAUUGGAAAAAUAAAACUGCUCUGCAAAGAUUAUGCAUUAUGAGGUGUCUUAGACUGGAUCGUAUGACUUACGCGAUUAGAAUUUCUGCGACGUCGUUUUUUAUUCUAAUGUCCUUUUUAUUGAGCCAUUACGAGCUAUCAUUAUCAAACAUAUUCCUUAAACCCAGGUUAAUGAGUGCAUCAUCUGCUAUCUAUGUACAGCAUACAAUCAUCAUAACCUGUUUCGGCCGUAAUGACAGUUUCAGCAUUUGUUUAAGAGUCUCAUUAGUAUCCAACCAUUGUCCAGAUUGUGUACGAUUACCGUCUACUAAAAUAGCCUCUUGACUGCGAAAGUGAGUGUCGCAGAUUACCAAUCAACCGUACUUCCCUAGAAAAUGAGAAAAGCUAAAUUAACAGCCAUCACAAAAAAAUAAAUAAAAACCACUUCUCGUCCUCAAACCUGCGACCUCUAAGUAUCCUACACAACAUAAGUAUUCGAAAUAGUCAUGAAUAACCCCCUAUAGUCUCCUUUCGCAUAAAAAAUAACGUAAUCCUAAACAAUCAAUUGGGCUUCUAAAAAAGAAAAUCUUCGGCUUCUAAAAACGAAAAGCUUCGGCUUCCUUAAGAAUCGAUUAUUAAUAAUUUAUAAUCUAACCAUCCAGAAAAAAGAAUGUUUUGGUAUUACACGACUAUUACCUCACAUUAUAUCGUUCUCAUUUUGGC